Messenger RNA from Salmo salar (Atlantic salmon), 2375 nucleotides. NCBI's taxonomy places the organism in Eukaryota, Metazoa, Chordata, Actinopteri, Salmoniformes, Salmonidae. The record is from RefSeq and is a predicted model, not a curated record.
AUGAGAAGAGUAGUGUUGCAGUGGGAAGGGCAGGGUGGCAGUGGGAAGAGCAGGCUGGCAGUGGGAAGAGCAGGGUGGCAGUGGGAAGAGCAGUGUGGCAGUGGGAAGAGCAGUGUUGCAGUGGGAAGGGCAGGGUGGCAGUGGGAAGAGCAGGGUGGCAAUGAGAAGAGUAGUGUUGCAGUGGGAAGGGCAGGGUGGCAGUGGGAAGAGCAGGGUGGCAGUGGGAAGAGCAGUGUGGCAGUGGGAAGAGCAGGGUGGCAGUGGGAAGAGCAGUGUGGCAGUGGGAAGAGCAGGGUGGCAGUGUGGGUGGUAGCCUUCGGCAUGGGCCUGGACAAGUCGGACGUGCGCGGCAUCGUGCACUACAACAUGCCCAAGAGCUUUGAGAGCUACGUGCAGGAGAUCGGGAGGGCAGGGAGAGACGGGGUACCAGCCCACUGUCAUCUCUUCCUGGAUCCUGAGGGAGGGGACCUGCAUGAGUUGCGGAGGCACAUCUAUGCGGAUACAGUGGACCACUAUACUGUGAAGAAGAUAGUGCAGAAGGUGUUUCCUCCCUGCAAGUGCAGACAGAUCCACCAGAAACAGCAGGACUUAGCCAGGACUCAGGAGGAGGUUGACGACUCCGAGAUGAUGGAACUGAUGGACACCUGUGAUGAGAACCCAGUUGAAACACCGGAACACACAACGGAGACUGGUCAGAACACCCCUGUCCAGCAGUUGGAACAGGCCAAAGUUCCUACUGAGGAUGUAUCAACUUUUCAACCACUGGACAGGGAGCAGGAACACCCACCAGAGUCAAGUGUUCCAUUUCCCCAGAGAGGGGAGGGCGAAGAGGAGGAGCAGACCGGGGGAGGUGAGGAUUGGCCCACGACUAGGGUGUGUCACACCCAUGAGAGGGCCAUAUCUAUGCAGGACACUGUGGAAGGCCUGGACAUCACUGAGGAAGGUUUGGAGACUCUGCUGUGCUACCUGGAGCUGCACCCUCAACAGUGGGUAGAGCUGCUCCACCCCACCCUCUCCACCUGUAAGAUGGUCUGUUACAACGGCCCGCAUCAACUCCGCAAACUCACCAAAAUCUGCCCACCUGUUGCCGUAGUGUUAGCCCGGAAACGGCUGGCAGGGGAGCGAGUGGAGACCUGUGAUUCGGUGGACUUUGACGUGGUGGAGGUGGCAGACACUAUGGGCUGGCAGCUGGGUCUGGUGAAGAGAGGCCUCCGACAACUACAGUGGGCCACUAACAGAGGAGUCUUGGUGGAGUUCUCCAACCUGUCCUUCUACUUCCGUUCCUACGGUGACUUGACCCCAGAUGAGAUGGACCGGGUGUGUGAGUUCCUGCAUGGCAGGGUGGUGGCCCAGGAGAGGACCAAACUGUACCAGCUCAAAGCCUGCUUCAAGGCCUUCCGCAGCGUCGCAUACAAGAGCUGCAGUUUCUGCACGGACAAGCUGGACGAGAGCCGAAGCCUGAAGCUGAAAGGGCUUCUGGGGGAUUACUUUGACAAGAGGAGAGAACUGGACCUGAGCAGGAAGUUCCAGGAGGAGAAGGAUGAUGAGGAGGAGGUGUUGUUGAAAUGCAAGAUGAAGGACUUCGAGGGUCAGAUCAGAGCAGAUAUUCAGAGUUUCCUGGGCAACCGCAGUGAUGAGAAGUUCUCUGGCAGAGCCGUCGCUAGAAUAUUCUUUGGAAUUGCACCUGCCCCACCAAAGGUCUGUGCCAACCCUGCUGACCCUGCCCCACCAAAGGUCUGUGCCAACCCUGCUGACCCUGCCCCACCAAAGGUCUGUGCCAACCCUGCUGACCCUGCCCCACCAAAGGUCUGUGCCAACCCUGCUGACCCUGCCCCACCAAAGGUCUGUGCCAACCCUGCUGACCCUGCCCCACCAAAGGUCUGUGCCAACCCUGCUGACCCUGCCCCACCAAAGGUCUGUGCCAACCCUGCUGACCCUGCCCCACCAAAGGUCUGUGCCAACCCUGCUGACCCUGCCCCACCAAAGGUCUGUGCCAACCCUGCUGACCCUGCCCCACCAAAGGUCUGUGCCAACCCUGCUGACCCUGCCCCACCAAAGGUCUGUGCCAACCCUGCUGACCCUGCCCCACCAAAGGUCUGUGCCAACCCUGCUGACCCUGCCCCACCAAAGGUCUGUGCCAACCCUGCUGACCCUGCCCCACCAAAGGUCUGUGCCAACCCUGCUGACCCUGCCCCACCAAAGGUCUGUGCCAACCCUGCUGACCCUGCCCCACCAAAGGUCUGUGCCAACCCUGCUGACCCUGCCCCACCAAAGGUCUGUGCACAACCCUGCUGAACAUGAUGUUAUUUCAUCCAAAUAUGUUCAAAGUGACAUAGGUGGCAAACUACUGUAGGCCAACUUUGAGUACCUGAUUU